Seriola dumerili (greater amberjack) is the source of this 2432-nucleotide messenger RNA. RefSeq names its product zinc finger and BTB domain containing 46 (gene zbtb46). The record is from RefSeq and is a predicted model, not a curated record. Bases 216 to 2234 code for a protein of 672 amino acids. Gene Ontology annotation, biological process: regulation of transcription by RNA polymerase II. NCBI's taxonomy places the organism in Eukaryota, Metazoa, Chordata, Actinopteri, Carangiformes, Carangidae. The transcript has 6 exons. Gene Ontology annotation, molecular function: DNA-binding transcription factor activity, RNA polymerase II-specific; protein binding; RNA polymerase II cis-regulatory region sequence-specific DNA binding.
GAAGAGCGGGGAGUGGGAGCAAACAGGGGGAAUAACACUUGAAGAAAGCAUACAGAGGAGAGGAAGGACAGUACCUAGUGCUUUGGACAUCCCCUCCUUUCUUCUCUCAGGCUGUCACAUCAGAUUGGACUCCGAAGGACCGACACCGCGUCCACCCCAGACCCCAUGGGGUAACAGCAGACGUUUUGAGGAGAGGCUUUUGUUCAGCUACACAGAUGAACAACAGGAAGGAGGACAUGGAGAUCUCCUCUCACUACCGUCAGCUCCUCCGAGAGCUCAAUGAGCAGAGGCAGCACGGCAUCCUCUGCGACGCCUGUGUCAUUGUGGACGGAAAGAUCUUCAAGGCCCAUAAGAACGUCCUCCUGGGCUCCUCGCGUUACUUCAAGACUCUUUACUGCCAGGUUAAAAAAGGGGCAGAGCCUCACCACCAGACUACUGUCACUCACCUGGACAUCGUCACGGCGACAGGCUUCAAAGCCAUCCUGGACUUCAUGUACUCAGCGCACCUCGCUCUCACCAGUAAGAACGUGAUCGAAGUCAUGUCAGCCGCCAGCUACCUGCAGAUGACAGACAUUGUCCAGGCCUGCCACAGCUUCAUCAAAGCUGCGCUGGACAUCAGCAUCCGCUCUGAGAUGGCUGACGAACUGGCUGACUUUGAAAUGGGAGCUGUCGCUGCUGCCAGCAUAGGUGGAGGAGGUGGCGCAGGUGGAGGAGGAGUGGGUAUAGCGGGAGCAGGGGGUGUUGCAGGAGCAGGUUUAGGAGGAGGAGGAGGAGGGAUUGUGGGCAUGGCUUCUGAAGCCCUGGCCUCCAUCAUGUCUGGUCGCAGCACCUCCCCUUGGCUGGCGCGGCGCACCAGCCCGGCCAACUCUUCUGGGGACUCGGCCAUCGCCAGCUGCCACGAGGGAGGCAGCACGUAUGGCAAGGAGGACCAAGAACCCCCCAAGAGCCACGAGAGCCAGGAGGAAGCCUGCCACGACUCCCAGCCCGCCUGGCCCCAUGACUACAGGCCUGUCACCGUCAAAGAGGAACAGGUGUCCCCCGCAUCCUCCUCUCAUCCACGGGACGCUCCCAGGGGGGCAGCCCAGAGCCAGGGGGAGCAAGGGACUGGGGGGGCUGCUGGAGGAGGUGGAGAGGGGCCCUGGCAACCCCUAUCAGGGUCAGGGCGGAGGAAGAACAGGAAGAACAAGGACACGGUCAGACAUAUUACCCAGCAGGCCGAGAGGAACUGGGACAGAGAGCGGGACAGGGAGAGAGACAGGGACAGUAGGCCUGGGUCUCCUCUGCCCUCCAUGCUGGCUGUGGCUGGAUGGAACUACAACGGACAGGACAUCCCAGGGGCAGACGUGACCGAACCCAACAGCUCAGACAGCCGCGGCGAACGCCUCGACUUCUUCCUCAAACAGGAAGAGGCUCUCACCGCAGAGCCCGGCUUCAUGGGUCCCAACGAAUCGGAGGAGGCCGGGGGAGGAGCCGUGGGUGGAACCAUCUCAUCCGUAGCCAAUCUGAAGGCGGCGCUGAUGAGUAAGAACAGCCUGCUGUCGCUGCGGGCUGAGAUGAUGGGAGAUGAUAACCCCCUGCUCUACGAGUACCUGCCCAAAGGAGGACACUCCCUGUCGUUGAAUGACUUCACAGUGAUCCGUAAAAAGUUCAAGUGCCCCUACUGCAGUUUCUCUGCUAUGCACCAGUGCAUCCUAAAGAGGCACAUGCGCUCUCACACUGGUGAGAGGCCCUACCCCUGUGAAAUCUGUGGCAAGAAGUUCACCAGAAGGGAGCAUAUGAAGAGGCACACACUGGUCCACAGCAAAGACAAGAAGUAUGUAUGUAAAGUGUGCAGUCGAGUCUUCAUGUCAGCAGCCAGUGUCGGAAUCAAACACGGCUCCCGUCGCCAUGGCGUCUGCGCUGACUGCUCCGGCCGGGGCAUGGCCGCACUGCUGGACCACAACGGGGAGGUGGGUGGAGACAUUUCUCCGGAGGAAGAGCUGUAUCCCGGCGAUCGUUUCCACGAUGACCAGGCAGAGUGUGAUGGCGAUGGAGAGGGGGAGGAGGAGAUGAUGGUGGAAGGGGACGGAGAAAUGAUGGGAGAAGGGGAGGAAGAAGGAGGGAAGUGGAAGGACUCAGGGAUGACCACUGAGGCACAUGGAGCACUGGACAAUGAGAAGGAGGAGAGUGACUCCUCGGCACAGGAGGGGGAGCAGCAGAAUGGGAGUGAGAGGGACUUUGCCUGGAUCUCCUAGAACCUGUUAGGCUCCUGUUAGUGGCUCGUCAACCAAUCUCUGAAGAUCUCUUGCGAUCUCUUGGGCAGAAAACUCUGCUCUCUUUACCCAUUCGUCCCACCGUGGGCAGGCCUUCCUUUGAAUGGAAAUGCUGUAGGGUGAUGCGCGACAAUGAUCUAAAACCAUUAUGAGUAUCACACUCAAACGCACACACACACA